CGAAACCAGAAAUGAUCUCCAUAUGAUCUCCAAUUUUUUCGUGCUCUUGGGAGCAGUAAAUGUUAAGUUUAAGGUCAUGGAAGACUUGAGAAACACACCUGAAAAACAUCCAUGUCCUUCAAAGAUGAAGUUAAUUUGUUUGACCCUCCUGAUUAUUAGUGGAAUUACUUACUCAAGAUCAGAACAGUAUGAUGUGGUGGGACCUGUAGAUCCUGUUCUUGCUGUACCUGGUGAAGAUGUGAUUCUGCCCUGUUCAGUCAAACCCAACACCAGUGUUGUGGACAUGAGAGUGGAGUGGUUUAGACAAGAUCUGAAAGACUCAUUAGUGCAUCUCUAUGAGGAUCAUGAAGACAGAAACACAGAUCAGAUUGAGUCCUACAGAGGGAGAACAAAACUGAAUCAUCAAGAACUACAGAGAGGAAAUGCAUCCCUCAAACUCUCAUCACUCCGAAUCUCUGAUGAAGGAAGUUAUAAGUGUUUUAUUCAGUCCAAAUCCUGGUAUGAUGAAGCCACUGUUGAUGUCUAUGUUGAAGUUGUAGGACAUCCUCCAGUGGUCACUGUAGAUGGGUUUGAUAAAUCAGAAAGGCUUCAUCUACAGUGUGAAUCUGAAGGUUGGUAUCCUGAACCUGUUCUUGAGUGGCUGAACAGUGAAGGAGUCAAACUGAGUUCAGAAACUACAGAGACACACAGAAAUGCAGACAGAUUCAGUGUGAAACACACCAUCACUGUACAACACAGUGGCAGCAAGAUUCACUGCAGAGUCAAACUGAGACAUCACGUGCUGGAGACACAGAUUGUGACCUCAAAUAAAAGUUUUAAUCCAUGGAGGACAUCAGUCAUCUUGAGUUCAAUUGCUGUUGCGCUCAUCGUAAUUGCUGGAAUGCUGAUAGCUGCAUUUGUUCAUAAAAACAGAGAACAUGAUGAACUACAGAAUGAGAAAAGGAGAAAUGAACAAGAAUAUGAUGCACUGCAGGGUGAGAACUCGGCAAUACAAGAAGAAUGCAGUCAACUAAAGAAAGGGAUUAUCCAAAUACAAGAAGAAUGCAAAGAACUUUUACAGAAUGAGAACAGGAGUGUAAAACAAGAACUAUGGAUGGAAAUUAGCAAAAUACAGGAAGAACAUAAUAAACUACAGAAAGAGAAGAGGAAUAUACAAAAAGAAUGUGAUCAAUUAAAGAAUGAGAAGUGGGAUUUACAAAAAGAACACAUUAGGAAGAGGAAUGCACAAAAAGAGAUUGACGAAGGAAACAUAUUCUGUUCUUUACAAUGAGGUGCAAGUGAAGAAGUGAACUGGUUGUUAUUAAGGUCAUUAUCAGAUGUUCCACCCUUCAUGAUAAAGAUAAAUACUGGACUGUGGGUCUGAGUAAUUGGGUGUAUUGGGCUUAUGUUUCUCCAUUUAUUUUUCUUAAUAGUGGAGCCUUAGAGGGUCUUUGUGUAUUAUGAGGAGGUCCUAGUCUCCUUUUAUGAUGUUGAGUCCAUGUCUCAUACCUACUCCUACACUGGUCAGACGUUUGAUGAGAAUCUUAUUUGUUUGGGUCUUGCUUAGCUUAAAAUCUCCACUCAUUUUUAAUCUUUUAGAAAUUAUUUUUUUAGGGAAGCCUAAAAAAAAUAACUAAUGGUAUUCUUACUGUAAGUAUUUGAUGUAAGAUCUGUCAUUUCUGUGUUAGUUGUAGCCAGAUUUCUGACUGUUGACAAAUUCCAAUCCACAUUUAGACAGGAAGGUUUUUUUUCUGCCCAUUUAAAAAGAAAGAGACCAUCUGGCUUACAUAUAGAGCAGUUUAUCCUUUUGACAUUUAGGGGUGUGUGAAGCUGAAAUUUAAGAUACUACAAUAAUAGACCAAUCAACAAAGUGGAAACUCAUUCAAAGUGCUUGUGCAGAUAUUGUUACAUGAUGUGUGUGACUGUUCUGUUUUAAUGAAAUUGUCUGAUCUUAUCUAGUCUCUAUUAUACAGCAUCACCUGUUUGUAUAAUACUUUAUCUUCAGACCAUAUUUAAGGAACAUUAUAUACAAGACAACUUUAAUUUUAACACUUACUUUUACAACUCUAGAUGUAAUCCAUCAUGAAUAACAUCUUUAUUUUCAAUUUGUAAUUUCUUUUUUAGUCUCAUUUUAGUGUUUCAUUGUGUUUAAAGUUCACCCUAAAAUGACGUAACUUGUACCUUUCACCCUCAUGUUGUUCCAAAUCCAUGUGACUUUCUUUACUCUAUGGGAAAUAAAAGAUGUUAGGCAGAA
Molecule: messenger RNA, 2233 nt
Organism: Labeo rohita (rohu)
Lineage: Eukaryota; Metazoa; Chordata; Actinopteri; Cypriniformes; Cyprinidae
Product: myelin-oligodendrocyte glycoprotein
Exons: 14
Coding region: 23-1270 (415 amino acids)
Source: RefSeq, a predicted model, not a curated record